UACGAGCCGGAGGAGGCCGACGACGACGAGCCGGAGCCGGAGGAGCCGGCGCCGAAGCGCAAGCGCGGCCGGCCGCGGCUCUCGGACAGCCACGUCCUGCGCUCGGGCGCCUGCGAGUACUGCGGCAAGUUCAUCAAGGUCGACCUGCAGGGCCACGUGAACCGGUUCCACACGAUGGUGUGUCCGCACGAGUGUCCCACGUGCGGCAAGCGGCUGGUGAGCCGCCACGCGCUGGCCGAGCACCGCCAGGUGGAGCACAGCGCCGGCCACGCCUGCGAGCACUGCGGCGCCGCUUUCGCGCGCAAGAAGCAGCUCUCGAUGCACCAGUGGCGCAAGCACGGCGUCGGCGGCGUGCAGUGCCGCGUCUGCGGCAAGAAGUUCGCGCGCUCCGACACGCUGGACGGCCACAUGCGCUGCCACGAGCGGCCCAUGCAGUGCAGUCUCUGUCCGUCGCGCUUUCCGUUCAAGCGCGAGCUGCGCAACCACGAGCACCUCAAGCACGGCCUGCACGGCGAGAUUCCGCGCGACAGCGACUACCGGCCGGGCGAGAUGUACCGCUGCGGCAAGUGCGGCCGCUGCUUCGGCUCCUGGGCGGGCCGGGACCGGCACGUGUGCGACAGCAGCGCCGCCCUCUCCGACCUGUACGUGUGCCAGCUGUGCGGCGACUGGAGCACGCGCUUCGAGGGCGACAUGGUCAAGCACAUGCGCAACCUGCACAAGAUCGAGGCCGAGACGAUCCUGAUCGCUGACGUGGAGGAGGACGGCGACGACGCGGCCGCCGGCGAGGAUGACACGCUGGUGGCGGCGGCGGCGGCGGUGGCCGAGGGGGCAGUGGACUUCCCCAAGGAAUUUUUCGAGCACAGGUCAACAAUGGACACGCGCAGCGACACGGAAUUUUAG
Pollicipes pollicipes is the source of this 900-nucleotide messenger RNA. Its product is annotated as zinc finger protein interacting with ribonucleoprotein K. The record is from RefSeq and is a predicted model, not a curated record. NCBI's taxonomy places the organism in Eukaryota, Metazoa, Arthropoda, Thecostraca, Pollicipedomorpha, Pollicipedidae. Gene Ontology annotation, biological process: regulation of transcription by RNA polymerase II. The coding region runs from base 175 to 900 and encodes 241 amino acids. Gene Ontology annotation, molecular function: RNA polymerase II transcription regulatory region sequence-specific DNA binding; DNA-binding transcription factor activity, RNA polymerase II-specific. Gene Ontology annotation, cellular component: nucleus. The transcript is spliced from 2 exons.